Colletotrichum lupini is the source of this 564-nucleotide messenger RNA. RefSeq lists its product as uncharacterized. The coding region runs from base 1 to 564 and encodes 187 amino acids. The record is from RefSeq and is a predicted model, not a curated record. Lineage: Eukaryota; Fungi; Ascomycota; Sordariomycetes; Glomerellales; Glomerellaceae. The transcript is spliced from 7 exons.
AUGCUCAGAUCAAUUACAAUGUCAAAAAGAUCCAGAUCAUUGGCGACCAUGGCCGAUGACACUCAAAAGGACUUCGAUGUCUCCUCAUUCAGAUUGGAACGAUUUUUAAGCGAUCUACCCACGGUCGGUGAGGUUGUGAUGAUGAGCCGCUCGGCAACCCCCAUAUCUACGACACAGCGCAGAACAGAGGACAUGAAGCUGGCCAUUCGUGACUGGGAGGAACAGGUUGGCCAUGACUAUCGAUGUAUAAUGAUGGCCCUCGAUGCGCCAGUAAAGUGGAUUGGACCAUCCUCAAUAGUCAGACGGCUGUUGCCGAACGCCAAAAGGCAUCAUGUUGGCCACUACACCAUAUCGGAUGUGGAUACUGCUACGCCCUCUAGAAUCAUUCAGUAUGCAGGAAUCAGGGAAGUGCAUCUUCAGCUUUCGCUUGUGGAAAUUGUGUGGCGGUUGGAGCUUGUGCUCAACGGUGGCAAGUCACUAGCAACUCUAAUUGAAGACCUAGUGAGUUCUGAUUCCGACCACAUGGCUCUACUUGCUUUUGGGGAAGUACUAGUGCAGGGGUAA